CUUGUGUACAGUUCACUGCCCUUUUGGCCUCGAAUACCAUUACUGACUGCUCAAUUAACAAUUAACUAUGUGUGGCGCGCGGUUUUUAUGCUUCAAGCAACACUUGUAACAAGAUCGUCCAAUAUCACCAACACGUAAACUUGGACCGUUAAGUCUUUUCCGAGAGGACAAAUUAGCUCAUUUUGGAGAACAGUGCAUUCAAAGAGGGAUUAGUUUGUCCAAAAGGAAAUGAAUGUACUCGAUCAAAAGUUCCCAAAGGAAUGGAAUUGCAAUGUGUCGAUGUUCGACGAAAGAGAGACAAAUUUCAUGUAAUGGGAAAAGAAAUGGCAAGUAUUCUCCACAUUUCACCAUCUCAGGAAAAAGACUGGCUGUUUGAAAGCAAUUGCAUGUCAGCUUCACUUGAAAUGCGACUGAAUUAAACUGGCCAAAAUGCUUGCUUUGAUUUCCUUAUUCAAAUGAAUGCCUUUCAAUUGUUCUAUGAUUAAAUCCGGCGGGAUAUGGACUUUUGUCAUAUUGGAAGCGCGACCUACUUGUGUCUGUGCAAAUAAAAGCUUGUUAGUCGGUAUAAAAAUACAGGGUGAUGACCGAAAGCGUCGCUUUCACUCAGGAGUUUUUAAUAUUUAAACCAGUGUCGUAAUUCACUGGCUCACCCCGAAGAAGGUGACCCUUGCUGACUGGUGUGUGCUAUUAUCAGUAAGAUAACACAUUUUUUCUUGUUUACGAGUGCACGAGUGGCUGACUUUCGGCUCCCGGUGCGGAGCGGGCGGUGAGUAAUAAGCGAGCAUCUCUGUACUUUUUAAUGAUCUGUAGGAUCAACCACGACGUGUCUUUGCUCAUGAAAACAGCGAAAUGCACAAUGUCCGUUUCAAUCUGGGCACAGGUAUUUCAUUUCUGGAGCAUCGACGUCUGUCUUCAGAAACCUGUUGCUUGCAUUGAAUUAAUUACAACUUGUUGUAUUCAUUGCGUACCCUCUCGUUUUGUUUAUACAGGAGAAAUGGGAGCAAAUUUAAGUACACAUGGCGCAAUCACAUUGCGACUGAAGAGGGAAAGGGCGGACAACCUACCUAAAGCGGCCGCUGAACCUUCAAGAUCAAGGAGCAUCGACAAUGAACAAGACAGUUCUGACCGAGAUAGCGGCGUCCAAAAUUUCUCCAGUCACCGAAAAGGGCGCUCGCCUUCCAAACACCGUCGAAUCGUUCUAAACGUGUCCGGAUUCCGAUACAUGACUUAUUUGAGGACAUUAGAAAGAUUCCCGUCGACUCUCCUAGGAAACAAAGAAAAGCGAGAUCAAUUCUACGACGAAAUUCGCGAUGAGUAUUUCUUUGAUCGCAAUAUCCAGGUAUUUGAACUUAUUCUGUACUUCUAUCAAUCAAACGGCCGAUUGGUCUGUCCGCCAGAACUCGCCCCAGAAAUAUUGCUUGAGGAGGUGGAAUUCUUUGAACUCGGACAACAAGCCAUUAACGCGGUGAAAGACAUCUUGAAUGAAGACGAACCGCCUGAGAGGGAGAUAAUUUUGCCGAAAAAUAGAGCGCAGAAGUUUAUUUGGAGACUGUUCGAAUGUCCUGAUUCGAGCAAGGCAGCACGCGUGUUGGCGCUUCUGUCUGUUUCAGUGAUCGUGGCAUCCAUUGUCGUUUUAUGUAUAGAAACGCUCCCCGAAUUUACAGUUUUGCCCGGGGAUAACAUUCCGGCAAACGAUACGGCGAAGCAGCAAGAGCUUCGCGAGCACAAUGAUUAUGCUCAUUCGGUGAAAGCCGUGUUUGGUUUGCUAGAGAUAGCAUUCAUCAGCUGGUUUACAUUUGAGUAUUUGGUUCGAUUAAUUGCUAGUCCUCAAAAAUGGCUGUUUGUUCGUUCUUUUCUAAACGUUAUUGAUUUGUUAGCGAUAUUGCCUUUUUAUGUCGAGCUAGCCCUCAAGAGCAGCGGCGACAGCCAGAAUUUUUCGCUGGCUUUUCUUCGAAUUUUGAGACUUGUGCGUGUAUUCCGAAUUUUUAAACUCUCGCGUCACUCUAGUGGGCUUCAAAUUCUCGGAUUAACUUUGAAAAAGAGUCUCCGAGAACUGGGUCUUCUUAUAUUUUUUCUGAUAAUCGGCAUUGUCAUUUUCUCCAGCAUGGUUUAUUAUGCCGAAAAUGGCGAGGAAGACACUUUCUUCACAAGUAUCCCGGAUGCUUUCUGGUGGGCUUUAGUGACUAUGACAACCGUCGGCUAUGGAGAUAUGUAUCCCAAGACACUUUGGGGUAAACUUGUUGGCUCGGGCUGUGCACUUUGUGGUGUUUUAGCGAUUGCCCUGCCUGUGCCUGUUAUUGUGUCGAAUUUCGACACGAUUUACAAGAAGUACCGAAGUCGGAAACUGAAACAGCAAGGGACAGACGGGGAGAGCGAUAGAGAUAGAAAAGUAAGCUUACUUUUUGGUUCUCGAAAAAGUUCCGAAUUAGAUAACCCUAUCGAUUCACCGGACUCUCCUGGCAUGGAACUCAAAGAACUUUCUAAAGGAGAUCUAACUGAAGACAAAAGAAAUGGGAAUGUCGUUCAGCAAGAAGAGGGAGAAGAAGCCACAGAAGGUGUCCCCGAGAAAGCAGGCCUGACGAAUAGACAAAAGAGAAAGUCGCAAGAUAAAAAUCUCAAUGUUGACUGUGCGAACCCAUCUGAGAUAGUAUCUCUCCUUGAAGAGGAGGAAUCAUCUUUCGCGAAACUUAAUCAGACCAAUGUUUGAAAGAAAUCGAGUAAUGGGGCUUGGUUUAUCCAACCUCGCUCCCAGGGUUCUCUCCUACCCGUCGUUACGGAGCGAUGUAGGAGAGAGAACCUGGGAACGAGGUUUUCGUCACCGGGUAAAAGUAAAUCUUUGGCACUCCCACCCAAAAUUUAAGGCCUAAGUCAUACCAGAUUUGCAUCGCCGCCGAAAAGGAACUAUUUUGAGGUUGGGUACCCAAAAACGCUAUGAGCGCCGUGAACAUGAGAAUAGGUUACUCUCGGGUCCACCUCACGGGUUUACAGUUGCCAAAUUUCUGACUUGAUUGCUUUACGUGUAAACCGGUCAAGGAUAUUAGCCUCUCAUUUUGGAACGGUGGUUUUGUGGCCGAGGCUGGAAACUUGGAUAGGAAAGUAGCUCUCUUUUCUUCCUUUCCUUCUAUAAAUUAAGCGAAGUUUUUGUAGAAGAUAUUUUUUUACAAUAUUUCUUCACUCAAUCGAGAAUUUAUAAGCUAAGUUAUCAUGAAUUAAAGGUUAAUUGGUAGGGGAAGAUCAGCAGUUUGAUGGGGUGAAUUUCUUUACGAUGUUGAAAUUUCUUACGGUUAUUUAUUUAAUGAAUUUAUUGUGCACAUAGGUGUGUAGCGAAGAGGCAAGUUUAUAAUUUUUUCCGAUUUUUUUUCAGUCUAUAGACAAAUUGUAUGUAGAUGUUUUGGCACGUAGAUGUAGUUAAGGGAACUGUUUCAAUUCAAACUUACUAGCGCUUCGGUAAACUGAAUCUGCCAAUUCAUAGAACACAGUAAGUCAAUCACUUUACAGGGGACGAGCUCACGAUCUUUGUUGCUCAUCUGUAUUUCCGUUGAUUGCGAUUGACACCUUAAAAAUUCUGGGACGUUUAUAUGACUAGUUUAUAUGGGGCGGGGAGAGUGUCCUUUUUCUCACUUACUCCCACAGGCACGUUCCUCGUUUCCGCGUUCGCAACACACUGCGCGAUAAUCUCGAGGAACUGCUAGCAGUCUACUGAUAGGUUUUGUCCUCUACAGCUUCCCUAACGAUUCUGUUGUGUCCUUAGUUCAUGAAAGGUAGUGUAAUUUUGGAUCGUAAUAUAAAGGCAAAUAGUUUGACUGUCAUCUGCACAUGAGUGAGGAUGAAAUAAUAAUUUAUGAAGUAUUUUUAUAGCACAGAACAUAAUGACGUUAUUUUUUUUAAUGUGACAGC
Messenger RNA from Porites lobata, 3897 nucleotides. NCBI's taxonomy places the organism in Eukaryota, Metazoa, Cnidaria, Anthozoa, Scleractinia, Poritidae. The record is from the annotation of a GenBank genome assembly.